CCGGUAACUUGGGGUUCACCUCCCCUUUACAAUGGUGACAGAAGAACCGAUGCUGAGACACGGCCGCCGCCUCCGCCAUUUCUCCUCCUGCUCAGGAGUCACGUCAGUCCUCCACCACCAGCGAUAGCCCGGCACGAGCGGCGCUGCCCGAUGGAGCGCUCUACCCCUCACAGCACCACAGAGUCCAACCCGCAGCCGCGGUCUGUCCUCCAGCACCAGAGAGUUCCUGUCAGGCUGCCCCCCGGCGACACUCUAUCCUCGCCAGUACCAGCGAGUUGCAAUGCACAGCCGCUCACCGAGCGCUACACAACCAUAGAGUUCCCAACAGAGGCGCUCUAUCCCAAGCACUCCGAAUGUCAAUAAACUUUAUUGACAAGUUCGGAAUUGAACAAUUCUGAUAUCCAGCAGUAUGACUGAGAGCGGUUUGUUAUUCUCCCCUGAGAUCCCAGGAUACGCGGAGUGACCUGAUACACACAGACACAGACAGACAGAGACACAGACACAGACGGACAGACAGACAGACGGAAGUUGGUAUAUAGUUACUAUGGUGAUGUGACUGUCAGCUGACCGGAAGUGGUGCCAUGUGACUGUCCAAGGCCUGAUACUCAGAUGCUGUGUGAGUGACAGCCUCUCUGUGUUAUUAUACACCGUGUGAUAUUAUAUACAGUGUGAUAUUAUACACCGUGUGAUAUUAUAUGCAGUGUGAUAUUAUAUGCAGUGUGAUAUUAUAUGCAGUGUGAUAUUAUAUGCAGUGUGUUAUUAUACUGCGUGUGUUAUUAUACACCGUGUGAUAUUAUAUACAGUGUGUUAUUAUACACUGUGUGUUAUUAUACACCGUGUGAUAUUAUAUACAGUGUGUUAUUAUACACCGUGUGAUAUUAUAUACAGUGUGUUAUUAUACAUCGUGUGAUAUUAUAUGCAGUGUGAUAUUAUAUGCAGUGUGUUAUUAUACACCGUGUGAUAUUAUAUACAGUGUGUUAUUAUACACCGUGUGAUAUUAUAUACAGUGUGUUAUUAUACACCGUGUGAUAUUAUAUGCAGUGUGAUAUUAUAUGCAGUGUGAUAUUAUAUGCAGUGUGUUAUUAUACACCGUGUGUUAUUAUACACCGUGUGAUAUUAUAUGCAGUGUGUUAUUAUACACCGUGUGUUAUUAUACACCGUGUGAUAUUAUAUGCAGUGUGUUAUUAUACACCGUGUGUUAUUAUACACCGUGUGUUAUUAUACACCGUGUGUUAUUAUACACCGUGUGUUAUUAUACACUGUGUGAUAUUAUACACCGUGUGUUAUUAUACACCGUGUGAUAUUAUACACCGUGUGUUAUUAUACACCGUGUGAUAUUAUACACCGUGUGAUAUUAUACACCGUGUGAUAUUAUACACCGUGUGUUAUUAUACACCGUGUGAUAUUAUACACCGUAUGAUAUACACCGUGUUAUAUUAUAUACAGUGUGUUAUUAUACACCGUGUGAUAUUAUAUACAGUGUGUUAUUAUACAUCGUGUGAUAUUAUAUACAGUGUGUUAUUAUACACCGUGUGAUAUUAUAUACAGUGUGUUAUUAUACACCGUGUGAUAUUAUAUACAGUGUGUUAUUAUACACCGUGUGAUAUUAUACACCGUGUGAUAUUAUACACCGUGUGUUAUUAUACACGUGUGUUAUUAUACACCGUGUGAUAUUAUACACCGUGUGUUAUUAUACGCACUGUGAUAUUAUAUACAGUGUGUUAUUAUACGCACUGUGAUAUUAUAUACAGUGUGUUAUUAUACACCGUGUGUUAUUAUAUACCAUGUGAUAUUAUAUACCGUGUGAUAUUAUACACCGUGUGAUAUUAUAUACCGUGUUAUCACACGCCGCGUGAUAUCACACGCCGCGUGAUAUCACACGCCGCGUGAUAUCACACGCCGCGUGAUAUCACACGCCGCGUGAUAUCAUAUACAGUGUGUUAUUAUAUACAGUGUGUUAUUAUAUACAGUGUGAUAUUAUAUACACUGUGAUAUAUACCGUGUGAUAUUAUAUACACUGUGAUAUUAUACUGUGUGUUGAUAUUAUACCGUAUGUUAUCAUCAUACCGUGUGUUGUUAUCAUACCGUGUGAGCGAGCGCUGUGAUUUUAUACCGUGUGAGCGAGUGCUGUGAUUUUAUACCGUGUGAGCUGUGAUUUUAUACCGUGUGAGCUGUGAUAUUAUACCGUGUGAGCGAGCGCUGUGAUUUUAUACCGUGUGAGCGAGCGCUGUGAUUUUAUACCGUGUGAGCGAGCGCUGUAAUAUUAUACCGUGUGAGCGAGCGCUGUGAUAUUAUACCGUGUGAGCGGGCACUGUGAUAUUAUACCAUGUUUAUGUCCUAGCGCUUCUAUUAUAUCACAUUAAUUGUCGAUCUAUAUAGGCAAUAAAUGAAAAAAAGCUGCUACAACACAGUCUUUUAUCUUUUAACAAAUAGUUAAGAAAGUGGAGUGUCUCUGUGAAGCGCUAUAUUAGUGAUAAUCAAAUAGGAAGGAGUUUAUGGUGAUAUUGCUAAUUGCCCAGUGUAAAGGGAUAUACCUUUUAAAAUUAGUUUUCUCAUUUUUAGAGGUGUCAGUAUAUCUGUAUUUCCCUUUAAAUAGAGAACAUAGAAACUGUACAAUAUUGCCAAGUAACAACUCACAAUUUUCUGAGCUAAAAAACUUAGCUCUAGUUCGUGCGUUUUGGGUCCGUAAAGGUGACCCUAUCCCUCCUUUGCGUCCAAAUUUUCUUAGGAUUCUGUCCUAGGUGAUUGGCAUAAAGGAAACAUAUAUAGUGUAAUAUAAAGUGCAGUUUGGUACUCACAAACUCAGAGCCUUCCAAUAGGCUCAAAUUAAGUUGCAUAUGUGGUUAAGGACCACAUUCCUUCUUUAUAAUUGCAGGAAAAGGUAAUGCUGUAAGAGUAUAAAAAGUAUAUACUUUAUUACUCUUAAAAAACAUAUAAUAUAAAAUACACAAUAGUUAAGAAAUACACUUGUUCGGCUAAAGUCCGAAAAUAGAGUCUUAGUGCUCACUGUUCUCCCAGGACGCGUUUCGCCAAUAGGCUUCCUCAGCUGGAAAAUUCUCUGUCAUUGCUAAAGACAAUUGUGUUUAAUCGAGGGCACCCUACUCUGUGUAAAUCCAUGUGAAUAUCAGUGGCUUAAUGGCAAUUAACACUUUGAAAACAUCUCUGUUUCCUUAUUUAGAUCGGUAAAUAUGACUCAAGCAGAGGCCAAACUGUGCUCAUUAUUGCUGCAGGAGCAUUACGGGGAGAUUGUGGAUCGCGUCGGAUGUUUUCUCAUCCGUACUGGCAGCCAGCCUCUGAGAGUGAUUGCUAAUGACACAGGCACUCCUUUGGAUCAGGUAAGCCUAAUGCUUUUAUUUUUUUACGUAUUAUAAUUCUACAAUUGUCAUUCACUUAGGGGCAGAUAAUGCCUUGCUUUACUCUUGGCAGAUCCCUGGGUAGAAGGGGCGUAAACUUGGUAAGUAGUGGCUGGUGAUGUGGACCUGUAUGAGGUCAUUUAAGCUCACUAAGACUUUUAUCUUCUGUGCUUUUGAUCAGAUAGUCCCUUAAAUGAAAAUUAGACAUGGAGACUUUCUCUACUGAAUGGAAAGCAAUCUGUUAAUCUGCCUCUCAAUCCCUUGAGACAUCAUGGUUUACAGAAAUCAGGGAUAAGGUAUUUGUAGUAAACAGUGCUUCAAGGUACAUUCACAAUAUUCUCUUAAUCAAGUGAAACUUAACAGGAGCAACUGACCAUCAAUCAGUAAAUCCUCCUGACCAACCUUGAGGUUUUGCUAGCUCAUUUUUCUAUCAUCAUUCUCUCUUUUUUUUUUUCUUUCAUUGGUGUUAUAUCUAAAAACAACUUGAUAAAGAUGCAGAUCUAAUGUCUGCAGCCUAUGCAAGCCCUCCCCUUCUAACCCCGCCCAGACUUUCACUGACUGUCCAACACAGACUUCCCAAUAUAGCUCAGUGAGAAGUUUUUGCAAGGUAGGUGCCCUUGGCAAUUGCUGCCUCUUGAGUUUAGUUCCACUGAGCUAAACAAACCAGGAAGUAACCGGACUGAUUGUCUGUCUGAUUUUCAAGGGGAGGAGUUUACAAGGUUAAUUUAUGAAGUGUCAAUUUUUAUUUAAAUUUGCAUUUUUUUGUAAAAUGGAAAAAAGAGGACAUACUCUUCACGCAUAAAGCACUUUAGCAAGCUGAAGUGCUAUCAGGUUUUGGAGUAUCUCUUUUUUAAACAACAUCCAAAGUAUCCAUUUUUAAACAACAUCCAAAAUAUGUUAAUAUUUAUUUCAUCUAAGCGAGCUGUCAAAAUUACUACCACUUGAACAAAUGCUGGACUGUGAUCUCAUUAAUCUCAUGCCCAAAGGAAGUUCAUGUUGACCUUUUUUAAAAUAUUUUUUUAACAUGCAAUAAAGAAAAACCACUCUAGUGGCACUCUAAGCACUAUAACCACUUACAUUUUUGUAAAGGAUCUGGUGCAUGGAGUCUUUGGGUGCCAUCCUCUCCUUUUCUGCAAAACCAUUUUUGAGCUAUUUUGUUGUAAAAAAGAUUGCCAAAAAAUAAAGUUCUACGCUGUUGAUAAUGCAAAUAUGAUUUCUGGCUAAAGACCUAUUUAAAUAGUUUUGCAAUUCAAUGACCUAACUAAUUCUACUAAUAUGGGAAUUCUGUGUACAGCCACGUGGCAUUAUUCCGGUGCCGAACUCUGCACAUGGCAUCCACAGUCCAAGUCUAUCUCCUUAUCACCCAAGCCUUGUGUAAUAGGUCUAAUAAGCAGUUUUGACAUUCAGAAAUUUGUGUACUUAACACUUAUGGGGGUACUGAAUCUGUAUCAAUCUUUCCUGGAUUAUAUAAAAUAAAGCUCUACUUCCUUUCUUUAUUUAGGAGUUAUUUAGUACUAUAUAACUUAUAAUGCAUUUUAUAGCUGUAAACCUUUAUAGUUACGUGCUCUGUUUUCCAGGUCAAAAAAGCUCUGUGUGUUCUUAUCCAACACAAUCUGGUGUCUUACCAAAUACACAAACGUGGCUUUGUGGAGUAUUUUGCGCACUGCGACCGCUACCUGCGGAUCCUCCGGUAUCCCCGCUACAUUUACACGGCAAAGACUCUUUAUGGCGACACCGGUGAACUGAUUGUGGAGGAGCUGCUACUGAAUGGAAAGAUGACAUUUAGUGCCGUAGUAAAGAAAGUGGCCGACCGGCUGACAGAAACCAUGGAAGGUGAGCUGGUUCACAGGAAUCCUCUAUAUAAAUCCUGUAACUAAUAUAAAGAAGCAUUAUACUGCUUUGGUUUUUGUCUUUGUAAAAUUGUUUGCUUAAAUGUACUUAGCGCUGUGGAACUCAAACAUGAUAUUGACCCAUGGGGUGCACAGUCAAGUGAUGCAACUGGAGAACUUGGCUGAAAGAUUAUUUGUAGCCCUUCUCUGAACCCUCUCUAAGGUAUCAAUAUCCUUCUGAAGAUACAGUCUCCAGUACUGUGUACAAUACUCUAAGUGAGGUCUCACCAGUGUUCUGUACAAUGGCAUGAGCACUUCCCUCUUUCUACUGCUAAUACCUCUCCCUAUACAACCAAGCAUUCUGCUAGCAUUUCCUGCUGCUCUGUUACAUUGUAUGCCUACCUUUAAGUCAUCUGAAAUAAUCACCUCUAAAUCCCUUUCCUCAUACGUUGAGGUUAGGACUCUAUCAACUAUUCUGUACUCUGCCCUUGGGUUUUUACGUCCAAGAUGCAUUAUCUUGCACUUAUCCACAUUAAAUGUCAGCUGCCACAACUCUGACGUUUUUUUUUUUUCUAGAUUCAUAUAUAGUGGCACUUAUAAAGCUUACAGUGUACGGUUUUGUGAGAUGUAAAUUGAACAUUUUCUUUUAUUACCUCUUCUUUAAAUCUAGUGAUUAUAUAUUGUAAGAGUGGCUUCGACUCUAAGCGUAAAGUGGAGUGGCACUCGUUAACUAUAUUCCAUCCUUAGUGACUACAGACCAGGGUAGACCAUUCCCAUUGAUCAAUAAUUAUGAAGAAAGUUGGUCCGGGCACAUAUAGGUGGGGUUAAGGCAGAUUUAUUGGAAAACCAUACAACGUUUCUGCUGCCACAGGAGCCUUUAGCAAGCUAACACAAACACAGCGUGAACUCAUUUAUAGCUAAUUAGUUAAAGUGCUGUGUGUUUAAAAAAAACUGUGUGUAAAACAAUAGUCGUGUUAUUAUGACAUCACACAAAGUGAAAUACAUCAAUUCCAUACAAAGAAAAUAUCAUAUCAAACUUGUGCAUAUAAUAAAACAUCUAAUACAUUCUCCUUUAUUUAUUAAAAAAUGUUUUAAAACAUCAAUAUUUCUCAGUAUCAGGUCACAUGAUCGGACCCUGACCAGGUGUGAUCAGGUGACCUUGAUGUUGCAUGGCUUUCCAAUAAAUCUGCCUUAAAACCUCAAUGUGCCUGGUCCAACUUUCUUCAUAAGUACUAAUCAUUAUUCAUGCCACAUUAGAGUUAAGCAGCAUUGACAGGUUUUUCUGUACCUGGUGGUCUAAAGAUGAAUAUAGUAACAACCUGUUUGUCUGUGCAGAUGGGAAAAGUGUGGAUUACAGUGAGGUGUCUGGGACAUUCUCCAGUUUGGCUGACACACACUUCAUACAGAGGUGCCCAGGUCUUCCUGAAAUGGAAUCCACAAAAGGAUCUGACAGCCGCAGACCUGUAGCACCCUCGCUGGUCAUCGACGAGAAAGACAUGUACACUAUUCCCAAAGUAAACAUGUUUGGUAAGAAACCAGCCCUGGCAAUUUUUUUUUAUUUUUAUUUUUUUAUAAAGACCAUCAAUAUUUCCCAACCCUCUUGGUUUUGCAUGGGAUAUUGCAUUCAUCAGAAUGGGUAAGGGGGUAUCUUUCCUUGUGUCGUAAUACCCAUUGUGGUAUGUAUACCAUUCUUAGGAAGAGGCAAAAGACGCCGGUCUUCUGACGAUGAGGAAGAAGGAAAUAAGGGGAAGAGACAAAAGAAAGAUACAGGCCCAGAGGUGAGUUUAAUGACUUAUAAAAGUUCAGAUCACAUAACUCUGUGUUUCUUUCAAAAUAAAAGGAACACUACAGGGUCAGGAAAAUAAAUAUGUGUUCCUGACUCUAUAGUGGUAAAACUACCAUUUAGGUGGCGUACAUCCACCCAUAGCCACCAUAGAAAGGAUUAAAACUUGCCUUAUUUGCACCGCUGUGCUUGUCCAUCAGUGCUGGCCCAGCCACCGAUCCGCUUCUUUGGUUGACAUCAUCAGAACUGAUGAUCUCAGCCAAUCCAAAGCAUUGAACUGGCUGAGAUCAUCAAGGAGGUGGGGCGGGGCCAAACGGCAGCCUGGCCAAACAGCCUUUUCUCAUAGAGAUGAAUUAAAUACAGGUGAUACUCGAAAAAUUUGAAUAUCGUGCAAAAGUUCAUUUAUUUCAGUAAUGCAACGUAAAAGGGGAAACUAAUAUAUGAGAUAGACGCAUUACAUGCAAAGCAAGAUAAUUCAAGCCGUGAUUUAUAAUAAGUGCGAUGAUUAUGGCUUACAGCUCAUGAAAACCCCAAAUCCACACUCUACAUAAAUUAGAAUAUUGUGAAUAGGUGCAAUAUUCUAGGCUCACAGUGUCCCACUCUAAUCCGCUAAGUAAGCCAUAACACCUGCAAAGGGUUUCUGAGCCUUUAAAUGGUCUCUGUCUGGUUCAGUAGGAAUCACAAUCAUGGGGAAGACUGCUGACCUGACAGUUGUGCAGAAAACCAUCAUUGACACCCUCCAUGAGGAGGGAAAGCCUCAAAAGGUAAUUGCAAAGGAAGUUGGAUGUUCCCAAAGUGCUGUAUCAAAGCACAUUAAUAGAAAGGUAUGUGGAGGGGAAAAGUGUGAAAGAAAAAGGUGCACAAGCAGCAGGGAUGACCGCAGCCUGGAGAGUAUUGUCAGGAAAAUGCCAUUCAAAAGUGUUGGGGACUUUCACAAGGAGUGGACUGAGGCUGGAGUCAGUGCAUGAAGAGCCACCACACACAGACGGUUCCUGGACAUGGGCUUCAGAUGUCUUAUUCCUCUUGUCAAGCCGCUCCUGAACAACAAACAACUUCAGAAGCGUCUUACCUGGGCUAAAGAAAAACAGACCUGGUCUGUUGCUCAGUGGUCCAAAGUCCUCCUUUCUGAUGAGAGCAACUUUUGCAUCUCAUUUGGAAACCAAGGAACCAGAGUCUGGAGGAAGAAUGGAGAGGCACACACUGCAAGAUGCUUGAAGUCCAGUGUGAAGGUUCCACAGUCUGUGUUGAUUUGGGGAGCCAUGUCAUUUGCUGGUGUUGGUCCACUGUGCUUCAUUAAGUCCAGGGUCAACGCUGCCGUCUUCCAGGAGAUUUUGGAGCACUUCAUGCUUCCUUCCACAGACGAGCGUUAUGGGGAUGCUGACUUCAUUUUCCAGCAGGACUUGGCACCUGCCCACACUGCCAAAUGCACCAAAGCCUGGUUCAAUGACAGUGGGAUUACUGUGCUUGAUUGGCCAGCAAACUCACCUGACCUGAACCCCGUAGAGAAUCUAUGGGGCAUUGCCAAGAGAAAGAUGAGAGACAUGAGACCAAACAAUGCAGAAUUGCUGAAUGUCGCUAUUGAAGCAUCCUGGUCUUCCAUAACACCUCAGCAGUGCCACAGGCUGAUAGGUAUACUUUUCAGAGGUCCGAUAUUGUUCAAUGUACACUCCUUGUUUUAUUGAUUGCAUGUAAUAUUCUAAUUUACUAAGAUUGAGGAUUUGGGGUUUUCAUGAGCUGUAAGCCAUAAUCAUCGCACUUAUGACAAAUCACGGCUUGAACUAUCUUGCUUUGCAUGUAAUGCGUUUAUCUCAUAUAUAUUAGUUUCCCGUUUUACAUUGCAUUAAUGAAAUAAAUGAACUUUUGCACGAUAUUCUAAUUUUUCGAGUAUCACCUGUAAAUGAAUCUCUAUGGGGAAAGUUCGGUGUUUCCAUGCAGAGGGUGGAGACACUGAACGGCAGUCACACUGUGCAGCACUGACCCAGGAAGCACCUCUAGUAGCCAUCUGGGCAGUGGCCAAUGGAGGUAUCCCUAGGCUGUAAUGCAAACACUGCCUUAUUUUCUGGGGGCGAAAAACAGUGUUUACUGCAAAAGGCCUGAAGGUAAUGAUUAUACUCACCAGAACCAAUACAAUUAGCUGUAGUUGUUAUGGUGACUAUAGUGUCCCUUUAAUAUCUGCAGAGCACCAGCUUGAUCAAUUCACCUCCAGGUGAGAGAUUUCUCCCUCUCCUGGAAUUAAUUGAUUUCUGUGGAGCCAGUCAGUUUGUAUAUUCCUAAACAAUGAGCCAUCUCCUUUUACUGGCAUCACCAUAGAUCAGUGUCACUUUGUGGAAGAACUGUGCAACUUGUUGGCUCAUUGCCUGUAUUUUUAUAACGGCAGCAUAGGGUAUUUCUUACAAAAAGCAAACACAUUAACACUGAUAAUGUUAUUCCAUAAAUAAAUUAAAAUACUAAAAACACUGAUUAAGAGGGGGGUUGUUGUUUUUUUUUUUUAAAAAAAAAAAAACUAAUUCUUAGAUUAGGAGCAUCACAGUGUUGUAUAUUGGAAAUCUCCUAUUAAUCUGACGUGCACUCCUCUUUGUUUAUCUGCAGUCCAAAGAAGAUGACGGAAUCUACUGGCAGAUUAAAAUGGAGCGUUUCCAUCAGCACUUCCGAGAUCAAGCAGUCAUCAGUGCUAUAUCCAAUAAAAUGGACCAGGUACAACGAGUACAGUUAACUGUUACGAUAUAUUGCAUUCUAGUUCUGGUUGAAGGUAAACAUUCUCACAUUUCCUCUAUAAGGAGAUUAUAGAUAUUUUUUAAUUUCCACCCUAUAUGAAAAAGCAUAAUUAACAAAUAUAACUGAAUGUUUCUGUGCAUAGGCUGCAUGGACACUUCAAAUUGCUCAUGUUCACACAAGUGAACCUGUUAAGAACUUACCUGAAAUCCGCUCCCCUGUACAUCGAAUACACAAUAUAUCACAAAGAUACAUGGUGUAUUCAUGGUAAAAUAUAAAAUGUAAUCACUUUUCCCGCUUCCAGUUCCACUUCACGUGUGUUACUCUUCGUGUAACAUCCACCUCCAGGCCGUCCUGCGCUCCUCCUGAAGUCUUCUUUGAUUUUCCCUGCUUGGGAAGAUUGGCAAAUCUUGUCAGUGACAUCGGCACGCUGCCUUCGUUGCCAGCAUGCCUGCUUCGGAACAGAGUGACAUUGCGUCACUCCGUCCCUAUACUCCAUAACCAGCGCUAGAAGCUCUGUCUAGGAAGAUCCCAUGAUCCAUGAGGGAUCUCCUGCGCGAGGUCUUUUCUGCUCUCCCUUAUCAGUCAAUGCAUCAUCACUCUGACGUAUUGACUGACAGCUGGGAGAAAACCAAUAUAAUUAGUAUUUGUUUUUUUUCUGCUUAUCUACACAUUUUCUAGCAAAGUGUAUACCGGUAAUUACAAUCUAAUGAGCAUAAGUUGUUUGGGGCAUGACCGGUUCCUUUUAAAGGGCGUUAGAAAGAAGCCCACUGUUUCCCCAUGCUCUGUCUACUAUGAGUAGGAGGCUGCUGUGAGUCACAACAGGAUGUUAAGCAAGGGGAAGGGAUCCAGCCUUCUAAAAACACAUCCUAUUUCAGGUAUUAAGUCUCUUAUUUUAUAAAAAGUUAUUACACAUAUCUAUUUCUGGAAUCUUUUAUAAAAAGAGAAUUGCCUAUGUAAGUGUUGUUUUUUUUUAUUUUAAAACUGCAGUAUGUGCUAAACUGGGAUCUACCAUCUAACUUUGACCCACCAGCUCUUUGCUGGCAGUGGAUUUGGCCAUCACGGAGCAGAGAGGGUGCUUAUGAUAAAGAAUUCCACUUAUGUCAGUCUUUGUGUUCCUGAAAUAACUCCGUAUUUCAGACCAGCAGUGAGAUCGUCCGGACAAUGUUGAGAAUGAGCGAGGUCACCACACCUUCCAGUGCUGCCUACACUCACCCGCUGUCAUCCAGUGAAGUAGGUUCAACCCUUUUAUAGAUUUCAUAAGUUUUAUCUGCUAAAUUACCAAGGUUGCUCCUUAAAUCUGGAACUCUGAACAGUCAAUCGCUUUUAAAAGAUGUGUUUUUUCUUUCUCCUUUUUUAGUUCUGCACAACUUAUGUUUUUUUUUUUUUUGCAGAUCUUCAGAUCUUUGCCCACAGGAUACAACAUCUCAAAACAAGUCUUGGACCAGUACCUUACCCUUUUGGCUGAUGACCCGGUACCUAUUGCUCUCUCAUGUUCAUAGAUACAUCAUGGUUAAUUUCCAAACAUGAAUGAGAAAGCACUUUUUUAAUUAACUUUAUUAGAUCAAGAAUUUAGUGGGACUCUGGUCUCAUCUCAUCUUGUAGAGCAGAGGUGGCCCGUCACCUAGCUUGUAAUUGUUACAGCUUUCAGCAUUUGUAUCCAGCCUGUGCCCAGAGGAGUGUAUAUUUCUGUUGUAUGGCAACAUUUGCAUUUCUUGCACUCCAUCAAUAAACAAUUGACUCCUCGCUUAUAGAGUGAUCCAGUACGGAUUGUGCAAUGAAGCAAGAACUGUCCAACUGCUAGGGAUCACCACCCCAAUCACUCUAAGAAGACUUCAGUAUUCAUUUCACAGCUUUUUAAAAGUUGCAAAUGUCCUUUUACUAUAAAUCUCAAUAUCCUGCCAUUAACUAGAUGAAAGCAACGUGUCGUCCUUUUUUUAUAUUUUUUUUUUCUUCCUGUUUCAGUUGGAGUUUGUCGGGCGGUCUGGGGACAGCGGUGGAGGGAUGUUUGUCAUCAGUAUCCUUUUUCUAACAGUCAAGUUCUGGGUCAGAAUUUCUUUUUACCAUACAGGGAAUCCCGUUAUUGUUGGUGACUUAACAUUAUAUUAGAUCUUCACAAGGCAAUUGCUUCUCUAGCCACUUCAAACCUGCAAUCCAUUGUGCAGGAGAGGUAAGUGAUGUGUUUUGGUUUCUUGCUAUCUCUCAGCAUAACAUGGCCGCCUAGCAGCCAUGUGUCCGUCUUCAUUAUUCCUUACAAUGCACAGCACUAAAUGCCUGACUAGCUUUGCCAUUAUUCGAUUGCAUCAGACAAUUUUCCCAGCUUGAAUUCCAUUUGGUCACGGCCCAUGACAUUGGUUUAAAUUCAAAGAGGACGGAAUGCUAUCUAUUCAUUGUCAGCCAAGUUGAUGGCAUAUUUAUAGAUAAAAUAGCUUUACUAGAAGGUUUCUGUUUUUAUCUAGACACUAAAUUUAAACUGCAGCUGUUGCCCAAGAGUGGAAUGCUUGCAUACACCCAUGAUGCAUUAUUCGGCCUCCCAGAAUGCAUUCUGCUCCCAGAAUACAAGCAGAGCCAGGUAGCAUUCUGAAAGCUGCACUCUCAAGAUAGAACAGAAAGUUGGGUAAAAUAUAAGUACAUUUAUAUAUUUGCUGAUGAUUCAGCCAGUAAAAGGUAUUGAUGGCCAUUUAUUUCUUAAUCAAACUGAGGUUUUGAGGGUCGUAGUGUAAAUCAAUACAUGAUGCGAACUUACUAAUCCUGGGUUUUGACAGGUUCGGUUCUAGAUGCGCAAGGAUUUUCCGGCUUCUCCUCUGCAAGAAACACUUGGAACAGAAGCAAGUGGAAGAUUUUGCAAUGAUCCCAGCCAAGGAGGCGAAGGACAUGCUUUAUAAAAUGCUGUCUGCGAAUCUGGUUUACCUACAGGUAGGUGCUCACUACUGAUAUGUAGCCCAACGGGUUAGCGUAUAGUUACCAGCUCGCCAGGUUACUGCUGGGGAGCCUGCAAUACAAUGCUACAUAAAUGGGAAGCUCCCAUGGUAAGGAAUAGCAUUAAGGCACAUUUAUUCUGGAGAAAGAAAUGCUUUGGAUUUUCAUAAACGUGUACUGCAUUUAAUUCAUGCUUUCUAUACAAUGCAUGUUCUUAUAGAAAAUAUUGCAUUGCUUCUGGUUACUAUGGCAACAAAAUACUGCCCCAAAAGCCACUGUUUUAUCAGGUCUUGCACCAGUUGACCCAGCAGAACGUAGAUAAGAGUAAGCUGCUUUAAAGGGACACUGUAGUCACAAUAACCAUUUCAUCUCUUUGAAUGGUUAUAGUGUCUGGAGUCCCCUGGCACUGUCCCUCCAUUCAGAGUUAAACUACUUUAGAACAGUUUAAAACUAAAUAGGGGUCCUUGGACACCCACAUUGUGGCCCAUUCUGGAGGUGUGGCUAAGGCAGAGAUUACACAUUUCCUUGUAAUCAGACCCUUCAUACUGUCACCUGGAGUUCUGAAAGGCUACAAGCAGUCAGCUGAGACUCUCAGCCAAUCACAGCAACCCAUCAAGCGAAUACUUCCACAUUUGCCAAAUUAGCAUAGGUGCUUCUGGGGGCUCUCAUAUAGCACUGAAACAUAAAAACAUUUAAAAACUUUUUAAUGCUGAAUGAAUUGAUGACACCAGGGGACUCCAGACACUAUAACUAGUUUAAUGAGAGAAAGCAGACACAGUGCCUACAGUGUCCCUUUAAUAAUCGUCCAAUCAGCAUUGCAAAGUUAUCGAGACUAUUUCUAGAAAGGUGUGUUUAGUUUAAAAGUGAGAAAAAAAGAACAACUUUUAUAGAGAUCCAAAAAUAUUAAAAAAAGAAAACCCACUUCCUCCCUGUUUCCCUUUUCCUGUAUUUGUCUCUUCCUGAUACAACACAUAGCGUUCAUUUUCUGCCAUACAAGGUAAAGAGUCGAUCAUUUCUCUAUGUGAACGGGGUUUUUAGAUUUGUUUAUCCAUGGCAUCAUGUGAUUAUAUUGACUGUUUGCCGAUCACUUUCACUUUUUGUUUUGCACACAGGAAAUUCCCAAAACCCCAGAUCACGCGCCGGCUCGAACAUUCUAUCUAUACGCAGUGAACACACUGUCCUCUGCUCGCAUGUUGUUGCAGAGAUGUUACAAGGUAUUGUUACCCAGAAUCCUCCAUUCCUUGUGGCUUAGUCAGACGAUGCCCUGGGAGUAGGGAAACCUGUAUAUGGUUAUAUUUAGUAAAAAUAUAAUACAUAGGCAAAUAAUUUGAUUUCCAUAGCAUGCACAUAUUUCACAUUAAAAGAUUUAUGAUUUUACUAUGAGGCUAAUGUUAUUCACUAAAAUGUGAAUUAUAGGGAAUUCAAAGUUAAUUUCAAAUUUUAAGCCAAAACAGAUUAUUUGGGGAAAAAAAUUCCAUGUUGUUAGUUUUUAACUGUGGCCUAAAAUUUCAAAUUCAUUUAGAAUUCCAGAAAAUUCAAAUGUUCGUGAGUAACUCCGUGAGUUGUAAAAUGUAGUAAUUUAUUAAAUCAUCUCAUAAUUAGUUUUUGCCUAAUUAUCUCUUUAACAAAUAAACGUUUUGUUGCUUUGGCCACCCUCCAUCCUGUACCCAGGGGGCCUGGCCGCCCUGCGACUCGGUAUGUACCCACUGUGGCCAGCCUCUUCUCCUGGGGGGCCCAGGAGCUGGCCACCUCAGGGGCCCCCCGAGGCUGGCCCUGGUAUCACCCGGCGGGCAGGCUGGCGUCAUCUUCCGGCAUCAGUAGGCGGCGAGGGAGCUGAAGAGGAAGCACACAGGGGAGAGUGCUCCCUCGCGCACCUGCCUGCCCGCCAGGUGACCGGCCGCCCAGGAGCACCACUGGACCCCAGGAAAUCCCUCAGCUCUCCCUAGGGUAGGGAGGCUGGGGGGUGACAUUUAAAAAACAAAACAAGUGUGUGUGUGUUAGAGUUAGAGUGUGUGUGUGUGUGUGUUAGUGUUAGAGUGUGUCAGUGAGUGUGUUACUUUGUGUGUUUGUGUGCGUCAGUGAGUGUGUGUUUUGUAAGUGAGUGUGUCUGUCAGUGAGUGUGUAUGUAUGUCUGUCACUGAGUGUGUGUCUGUCAGUAAAUGUGUGUGUCUGUUAGCUAGUGUGUAUGUGUCUGUUCGUGAGAGUGUGUGUGUGUGUGUGUGUCUUAAGCACUUACCUUUCUCCAGCGCCGGACUCUCUUGGCACUGGGGAUCUCUACGCCCCGAUCCGCUUCUCAGCUCCGAAUGCGCAUGCGUGGCAAGAACCUCGGGCGCAUUCAAACCGCCCAUAGGAAAGCAUUACUCAAUGCUUUCCUAUGGACGUUCAGCGUCUUCUCACUGUGACUUUCACAGUGAGAAUCGCGGAAGCUCCUCUAGCGGCUGUCAAUGAGACAGCCACUAGAGGCUGGAUUUAACCCUCAGUGAAACUGCUAUGUUUUCAGCUACAGGGUUAAAACUAGAGGGACCUGGCACCUAGACCACUUCAUUGAGCUGAUGUGAUCUGGGUAUCUGUAGUGGUCCUUUAUGUGUGUGUGUGUAUCUGCUUGCACUGGCGUACAGACCGCGGUCGCAGCCUUGCGACCCCUGCGACCAGGUGCCCACCGCCAUGUGUUGCGGCCACAGCCCGCGCAGAGUAAGGGGGGGGGGGAGCACACGGAUCAGUUUUCGCACCGGGGCCCCAUGGGUUGUGUGUACGCCACUGCCUGUACCCAUACCUGUUCCUACAUCAUAUAAUCUACUUUGAGUUUCUCUGCGGCUGGACGCUUUGUAUAGUCACCAGUCAUGUUAAAGGAGACUCUACUUGUGACAUCUAUGACUUCAUGACAGAGGCUAAUCCAACAGACUAAAGUCAGGGCAUCUCAACAAACCCUAAUAUCUGUAUGUUUACUCGUUUGAGCACCACAAGAGCAGAAUACAGAAGAAAUUAUGAAAGAAUAGGGUUUUUUUCCCCUGAAAAUGUUAGACUUAAAGUGACAAGUUUCUAAACAACACUGGAAUUGUGUUAAUUUUUUGCAAAGAUAAAGGUGGCCCCAUCUUUGACAAGUCACUCGCAAAAUAUUUUAUAACUUGAUCAGAGGAAUCUGCUGGGAUUAAGGAUUCAAUUGAUCUUUGUAAAAAGUAUCUGUAUAAAUAAUAGGGCUUUAAAAAAAAAAAAAGUCUUGUUUGAGGCAAUCUGCUAAAUCUUGCACUUAAUAAAAGCCCAAGCAUACAGAUUACAUGCGUUGGAGAUUGGAAUGGAAUUAAUAAGACCUCUGAUGAUUAUCUUCCUGCGUCUCUCCUCAGACCGUUGCAAACCUGAUAGAGCGGAGACAGUAUGAGACCAAAGAGAACAAGUAAGUUUGCAUUACAUUGUUAUUAGAGUCUACGUGAAAUGUACUCUGGGCCUGACAGGCUGUGAGCUUCAAUGCAUUCUUUUAUCUUGCUCUUAGCUGUGUAGCAUGUUUUGGGGGUGAUUUGUGGUGCUUUAAAUGGACUUAUCUAAGCAAUAUCAAUAGAUACGGGUUAGCCUUGUCACCUAAACAGCACUCAUUGCAACACCCAUAGUCUAUGACUUUUGUGGACUUGUUUAAUUCAUGCAGUUAAAAUAAGCAAUGAGCGUGUGUGAAUCUACCAGUAAGUAAAGAUAAGGUUCCUUGUUGCAAGAGACUUCAAGUUCAAGAGGUUUAGAAAAGAAUCCAAUGCAUUUUCAGACCAUGUAAACCUGUGUCAUCACAUUACAAUGCGUAACCCAGUUGUUUUCAAAUUAGCUCAUACUGUGUAUACUGUAAUGGUUGAUCAUGUCGAGAAUACACAGUUCCUGUUAGCCCAGCCAAUUAGAUCAGCUGCACUCUUUCCAUAGACAGAUGGCAGAACUUAACUGGGAUCCAUAUCUCAUAAGGCAUUGAUGGCUAACUUUAGCACUGCAGAUAUUAGCGUACUCCAUUUCCCAUGAUGCCCAGCCAGCCUGUAGACUAGAUUGCCAUGUUUCAGCGUUUCUUGUCUGAUAGAUGGGAAAGGCAAUUGUCUGUCAAAAAGUUGUAUUUUAUUUUUAAGGUCCUUAGUUUUACUUUGUAUUUCCUCUAUUCUGUACAGACGGCUGCUGGAAAAAUCUCAGAGGAUUGAAGCUAUCCUAGCAUCCAUGCAAGCCACAGGAGCGGAGGAGACUCAGCUGCAGGAGAUCGAGGAGAUGAUCACUGCUCCAGAACGUCAGCAGAUUGAGAACCUAAAGCGAAAUGUCAAUAAGUAAGUCCAGCCGUAUUCCAUGGACGACUUGUCCCCUUGAGUGCCAUGUAUAUGACCUUGGUAUUUGUGUCCACUGCACUUCCAGUAUAUCAGCUUGGCAUCCGAAUAAGGAUAUUCACAGGUGCAUAUUGACACCAUUGCACUUCAAAUGGACACCUAUGGUUAGGUUUAGAGGUGAAGGCAAAGUAUUUACCAGUGUGCAGUAAAGAAGGAGACAUUCGUAAACAGGAGUUUUAAAGUUGCCAUUUUGUCCAUAUAUUCCAUUAAAAGGGAGGGGAAAAGUUGGAAAGUCAAAAGCCCCAUAGAAAACUAUUCUUCAGCUUGAAAAUAUAAUUUUCUGUGAAAUCAAAUAACGUUUCAUUGGUAUGGUAACUUGCAUAGGAUCCUCUAUAAAGGAAUAUGGAAAUUUUUAAGGGAUACUUAGUGUGACAAACGCCGCUUUCCACAGAUGUUUGCCACGGAGUGUGGAAGCUGGCCUCCUGCCCACCGACUAUGGGCCAGGUCAGCAACUGUAAAGACCCAUAUUUUAUUUCCCCUGGUUCGGCACUUUCCAUUCGUGUGCAUGGAACCGAACGCUAGCUCCCUUGCAGCCGUUUGCAUGGACCAUAACCGCGAAUAUACUUAGGGGGACUUAGCCGCGAUACUAUGGAACUAUUUUGGGCAUAGGAACAUGCAUGCGGUCCGUCAAAUUAUGACUUCCAGGAACUUUUGAGAUUUUUGGGAAAUGUGUGUGUUUUGUGCCUGGAGAUAAUUGAGUUUAAUACAGUGCUUGACUCCAUUAUCUCCCAGGCACAGGGGAGGGAUUAUCAUGUUUUGUGUGGUAGUGUCCUGGACCUCAGAACCAAUGUAAUCGGGUGUAUGUUUUUACUGUAGUCUACACUCAGGUCCAGGGGGGAGUGCCCCUUGGAUGGGGACCUGCAUAUAAGGCCAGUUGUGGCUGCCAAUAAACGUAUUCCAGCUUGUACACCAAUAACUAUGUGUCAUCUGGUUAUUGGAAGGGGAAAGGGCUACUCUUUGAUCACUGUUCCAUUGUGGAGGAUUCAAUGGGGAAAAUCCUUGUAAGGACUAGAGCUCCUAGGACUAAGUGUCGUUCAGUGCCUGGGGGUGUCUAGAACAAAUUCUAAAUUUGGUUCCAGGACCCCACUCAAGCCAUGUCGACUGUGGGCAGAAGUGCUGCGGUUUGUCCCCUGUUCCAACUAGGAAGCUGUCCUUGGAGAAGGUACCCAGCCAGGGGUACAGAGAGCUCCGUUACACUUGGAGAUUACAUAUAAAUGUGCUCUUUGACAAAAUGAACAUGUCUCUCUAUUGCAUCAGUUGUAUCAGGGGAGGGGAUUCAUUUACCAUGAGCCCCAAAUUCCCAUUAUCAAAUAGUUGAGCCAUAUCUCCCUGUAAACUGAUUUGUUUAGAAAUGUUACAAAAUGAUUCUGAAUCCUGCUUAACCCCACUCCCUUUUCUUUUCCUAGGUUGGACGCCAGUGAAAUUCAGGUUGACGAUACUAUCUUUAUUUUAGAAUCGUACAUCAGUAGCACAAAGACUAAAGUCUGAGAGAGGCUCAGAGGGCAAUUGUUUGACCAGGUUUCCACUAACACCUCACACAUCCUGUUUGACUUUUGUUUGUUCCACAUUGGAAAGCAAUAAAGCACUCACUAUAAAUUAUCUAGUUUUUUUUUUAGAACCAAGAGGGCAGAAGCCUGAGUAGAUCUGCUAAAUACCUUUUCUGUCGAGAGAAUAUUUCUAACUUAUGGCAUUGGAGUUCUGUCAAACCACUUAUAACAUGACAUUACACGUUACAUUAGUGUAUUCGCAAUCUAAUAACCUCUGUAAAACAACUGCAUGGAUUGGACAUCAAAACUUUUACAGAUUUUAUCUGCAGCUUCAGUUUCAAUUUCUGAGAGGAACCAGACGUAUAUAUAUGUGUGUGUGUGUAUAUAUGUAUAUACACACACAUACACAGAGAUUAAUUUCUACUGGCACUAUGGCACACAUCUUAAUGAAAUAUAGAGCAAAGUGACC
Molecule: messenger RNA, 18889 nt
Organism: Pelobates cultripes (western spadefoot toad)
Lineage: Eukaryota; Metazoa; Chordata; Amphibia; Anura; Pelobatidae
Source: the annotation of a GenBank genome assembly